Molecule: messenger RNA, 2439 nt
Organism: Oryza brachyantha (malo sina)
Lineage: Eukaryota; Viridiplantae; Streptophyta; Magnoliopsida; Poales; Poaceae
Product: argininosuccinate lyase, chloroplastic
Exons: 7
Coding region: 1-2250 (749 amino acids)
Cellular component (GO): cytosol
Molecular function (GO): argininosuccinate lyase activity
Source: RefSeq, a predicted model, not a curated record
AUGUCGACGGCGACGCCUCGCGGCAGGUCGUCCCAGCGCCGCAGCCGGUGCAAGUGCGCUGGUGGCGGAGGCGACCGCUCAGCGCCGUGCUGCUUCCAUCCGCUGAGGUCCCUCUUCCGGUGCCCCGGCCGCGGCCGAGGUCGACGCAGCCGCAGCCGAAGCCGGCACGCGACGACGCCGUCCAAGGUUCGUGACGCGCCUGUCGCCGGCGCCGAGCAGGAGAGCGAGGAACCGUCCUUCUUCGUCUACGCCAUGCCGGACCAGGGCGGCGGCGCCGCAGCCGACCACAGCAAGAAGAAGAAGAACAAGAAGAAGAAGAAGAACAGGAAGGCGCGCCUCCCGUCUAUCCAUGCGUGCUUCCGCGGAAAGAAGAACAGGGAGCGGAAGGCCAGCGCUGCCGUGAUCGAGCGGCGCCAGGCGCUCACGCCGGCGCCGUCGUUGGUGACGCAUCCGCCGCACUCCCCGUCGACGCCCGAGAAGACGCGAUCGGUGGCGCCCUCGGUGACACAGCCGCCUUCACCAGCGGUGACCGAGAACGGCGGCACUCAUUCACCGGCGCUGCCCAACCGGAUUCCGGGGACGCCGAGGCCGGGAAAGAAGUCGACGGGCUCAUCAACUCCGUCACCGUCCCGGCCGCAGUGGCAGCAGCCGAAGCAGGUAGAGGGGCUGGAGAUCGUCGAGGUGGCCACCGGCGAGCGGCUGUCGGCGCACGACGUCGGGCUCAUCGAGAUGGUUGGCAGCUCCAAUGACGUCUCGGCGGAGUCGUCGGUGAAGUCGUCGCUGGACUAUGUCAACGAGCCUCCGCCGCAGCUGAGGGCGACGAAGCCGACGGCACUGGAGAAGACUCAGAAGAAGGCCACGGAGCCGCCAAGGCUGUGGCUUAAUGGCAAAACUGAGACGGGCACCGCUGGCGAGCGGUUCACCGGGCCGCCGGUGGCGGGGGAGGCCGACGAAUUGUGGGCGCACGACAUUGCCUGCAGCCGCGUCCACGCUACUAUGCUGGCUGAGACGGGUUUGAUAACAGCUGGCGAUAAGGACAUCAUCUUAGAGGGGCUUGAUCAAAUAGAGAAGCUGAUUCAGGAUGGAAAAUUUGAGUGGCGGACGGAUCGGGAGGAUGUGCAUAUGAAUAUUGAGGCAGCUCUGAUCGAAAAGGUGGGUGAACCAGCCAAGAAACUGCAUACUGCUAGGAGCCGCAAUGACCAAAUCGUGACAGAUCUCCGGCUGUGGUGUCGUGAUGCUAUCGACAAGAUUUUGUUCCGCAUCAAACAGUUUCAGGUGUCUCUUGUUUUGUUAGCUUCAAAAUAUGUUGACUUAAUAGUUCCUGGUUACACUCACCUGCAAAGGGCACAGCCUGUUUUGCUUCCGCAUCUCCUCUUAUCAUAUGUUGAACAGUUGGAGCGUGAUGCUGGGCGGCUAGUCAACUGCAGGGAACGGUUGAAUUUCUGCCCUCUUGGUGCUUGUGCUUUGGCUGGUACUGGACUUCCUAUCGAUAGGUUCAAAACAGCUAAAGAUUUGAAGUUUACAGCGCCAAUGAAGAACAGUAUUGAUGCAGUAUCAGACCGUGACUUUGUAUUGGAAUUUCUCGCUGCCAAUUCAAUUGCUGCUGUUCAUCUUUCACGAAUUGGUGAAGAGUGGGUCUUAUGGGCAUCAGAGGAGUUUGGAUUCAUCACACCAAGUGACUCUGUCUCUACUGGAAGCAGCAUUAUGCCACAGAAAAAAAAUCCAGAUCCAAUGGAGCUUGUUCGUGGCAAAUCUGCUCGUGUUGUUGGAGAUCUCAUGACUGUCCUCACCCUCUGCAAAGGCCUUCCACAGGCCUACAACCGUGAUUUACAGGAAGACAAGGAACCCUUGUUUGACAGUGUGAAGGCUGUAUUAGGAAUGCUUGAAGUAUGUACCGAGUUUGCUCAAAAUAUCUCCUUUAACUCAAAAAGAAUACAAAGUUCGCUACCUGCUGGCUAUUUGGAUGCCACAACGCUAGCAGAUUAUCUGGUGAAGAAGGGCGUGCCAUUCAGAACCUCGCACGAGAUAGUUGGAAGGUCUGUAGCUCUAUGCGUCUCGAAGAACUGUCAACUCGCCGAGCUUGGACUGGAUGACCUGAAAUCUGUUCAUCCCGUGUUCGAGGCCGAUGUUUACGGAUACCUUGGAGUGGAGAACGCCGUAAACAAGUUCAUUUCUUACGGCUCUACAGGCUCGGAGCAGGUCAAAAAACAGCUCGAGGAUUGGCGCACUCAGCUUGGGAUUAGUUCAUAAGGGUUGUGAAAGAGCUUGGGAAUCUGAUUAUUGUGGUUUCCAGUUUUCCGAAGUGGGUCGGAGUGUCAUGAACUUCUUUAUAGACGACAGUUCGCUGUUGCUUUAAUUUGAGAACGAUCGGUGCACUCUGUAUUGGGAACCAUAUUGUUUUGGUGAACUAUUGAACCGAAUAAUAGUACUUGGUUGUCA